Molecule: messenger RNA, 5756 nt
Organism: Eriocheir sinensis (Chinese mitten crab)
Lineage: Eukaryota; Metazoa; Arthropoda; Malacostraca; Decapoda; Varunidae
Product: agrin-like
Exons: 9
Coding region: 78-1256 (392 amino acids)
Molecular function (GO): protein binding
Source: RefSeq, a predicted model, not a curated record
GUCCUCCCGGCAGGUGUGUGAGUUGGAUUACAGGUGAGACAGGUGCAGAAGGGAAGGAGGAGAAGGCGGUGAAAGGGAUGAAAGGAGAGAGGUACCUGGACACAAAACUCACCACUACCACCACCACCACCACCACUACCGCCGCCACCACCACCACCACCAUGAAGGGUCUAGGGUCGUCCUGUCUUCUGCUCCUGGUCGUCCUCGGUGUGGUUGUCGCCUGGCCGCAAACAGGGACAGAGAGGGAGCGGUGCCCCAACACCUGCCCCGACACCGUGCGCCCCGUGUGCGGCACCAACAACGUGGUGUACAGGAACGAGUGCCAGCUUUUCAGGGCCGCCUGCGCCUCGCUGCCCGGCCUCGGCAAGCAGAAUGACGGGCCGUGCGUGCAAGGAGGAGGAGAAGCAUCGUCCAGCCGCUGUCGUGAGGAUUGCACCAAGAUCUAUCUCCCCGUGUGUGGGUCGGACGGCGUCACCUACAACAACGAGUGUCUCCUGAAGGCCGCCAGCUGCAAGAACGUGGAAAGCGGGGGACCCAAAAUCGACAUCCGCUAUGAGAAUGCCUGCGAAGGGGAAGCGCCAAGGGACAUAUGUCAAAGGACCUGCAGUAACACCUUUGACCCUGUGUGCGCCUCGGACCGUGUCACGUACCACAGCAAGUGCGAACUGUCCAUUGCCAUCUGUCGCAACAAAGAAAUCACCCUGCGACGCGAAGAACCGUGCGCGGGCUUCACGGGUACCAGCGGAAGACGCCCCUCGACGGAAACCCAGAGCGACCAGUCCUCCCCGCCCCAGACCUCCGCAGUGGUGAGCGUGGGCUGCCCGGACACCUGCAAUGGAGGGUUUAGGCCCGUUUGCGGCACCAACAACCUCACCUACGGCUCCGACUGCUACCUCGAACUGGCCAAGUGCCGCAACCCCGGGCUUGAGAAGAAGGCUGACGGCGUGUGUACUAAGGACUGUUCCCUGCAAUGCGACACGGCCCGGCGGCUUGUGUGCGGCUCUGACGGCAUCACGUAUACGAAUGAUUGCUUCCUCCUCCUCGCCCGCUGCAAGGACCCGGCGGUUCAGCGCAAGCAUGACGGCCCCUGCGUGUUCGUGGAGAAGCCGGAGUGCGCCCCCCGCCGCUGCGCCACCAACGGCCAGGCCCUCUGUGGCAGCGACGGCAUCACCUACAGGAACCAGUGCCAAUUCGACGCCGCCAUCUGCUACAACCAAGGCCUGCUCAAGCUCUACGACGGACCCUGCAAGCAUUGAGUCACCAGCACCACAACCACCAGCACCACCACCGUGAGAACCAGCACCACCAGCACCACCAGCACCAUCACCACCACCUCUUAGCACCACCACCACCACAACCACCACCAGCACCCUAUCCUCUCAUCUCUCCAGCACUCAGCAUCACCAUCCCUCGCUCAGCACUCAGCACCGCGCCUCGCUCAGCACUGCCAGCACCUUCAGCACAUGCCCCGCUUUGAAGCCUCGCCCGCCUCCACCACCACGUCAGCACCAUCAGCACCUCCUCGGCACCGCCUCAGCACCGCGCCUCAAGCUUAGAAUCAGCACUAAGCACCACCGUCCAGCACCAUCGUAGAGAGCUUAAGCUUAAGUGUGUAGUGUUUUUAGCUUAUUUUUCUUUUUUUUUUCUUUUUUCUUGUUCUAGUUCUUUUGCUUUUUCCUCUUCCUCUUCCUCUUCCUCCUCCUCCUCCUCCUCCUGCAUGAAGAAUAGUAUUAGUUUCUUUUAAUUUAGUAGUAAUGCUUUAACCUCUUCCUCCUCCUCCUCCUCCUCCUCCUCCUUUUCUCCUCCUGCGUUUCUUCCUUCCUCCUUAAUCGUCUUCCUCCUCCUCCUCCUCCUCCUCCAUUAAACCUUGAUCUUAAUUUUCCACUUUUUCGAACGACCUCCUCUACUACUACUAUUACUACUACUACUACUACUACCACCACUUCUACUACUAAUUGUUGUUGUUGUUGUUUUAACCUGAAUAACAAAAUAAUUACCUGCUGUGAUUACUAACAUUAACAUCUUAUUAGUGUUGCGUGAUUGCGUUGUGGAUGUGUGAUGCUUAUAAUGACCUCUCUCUCUCUCUCUCUCUCUCUCUCUCUCUCUCUCUCUCUCUCUCUCUCUCUCUCUCUCUCUCUCUCUCUCUCUCUCUCUCUCUCUCUCUCUCUCUCUCUCUCUCUCUCUCUCUCUCUCUCUCUCUCUCUCUCUCUCUCCCCCCUUGGCUUACUUUUUCCACGUAAUUUCUUCUCCUUGUCCUUGUUCUCUUCUUCUCUCUGACCACUAUCCUUCCUCCUCCUCCUCCUCCUCCUCCUCCUCCUCCUCCUCCUCCUCCUCCUCCUCCUCCUCCUCUUCCUCUUCAACCACAAAAUCGCUCUUCAUUCUGUUCCUUCCGCAUCUUCUUCCUCCCCUCCUCCUCCUACUCCUCCUUCUCCUCUCUUCCAUUUUCCUUCUUCUUUCCGUCAUCUUAUUAUGUUUUUUUUAUCCCUUACUCUGCUUCUCUUCAUCCUUUCCUCUCUCUCGCUUUCGUCAUUCUCUCUAUCUUUGUCUCCUUACUUCUCCUCCUCCUCCUCCUCUUCCUCUCUUCCAUUUUAAUUCUUCUUUCCAUCAUCCUUUUAUGUUUUUUAUCCCUUACUUUGCUUCUCUUCUUCCUUUCCUCUCUCUCUCGCUUUCGUCAUUCUCUCUAUCUUUGUCUCCUUACUCCUCUUCCUUCUCCUCCUCCUCCUCCAUUUCCUUCAACACCUCGCAGAACCUGACCCUCGCUUGUGUGGCCGCUGCGACGAUAACACUCGGGAGCUCGUUUGCGGCAGUGACGGGGUGACUUACCUCAAUCACUGCCACCUCAUCCUCCACGCCUGUCGCUCCGGCCACGAUAUCACCAAGGUCGGCAACGGACCCUGUAGGCGGCGCUGACGGUGGGCGAGGAGGGGGUGGCUAGGGCGAACUGACGAGUGGAGUUGGGGGUGACACCUGAGGAAGAGAGAGAGAGAGGGGGAGUGUGAAGGGGAGUGAGGGGGAAUGGAGUGAGUUGAUGGAUAGGAAUGACAGUUGAAAGUGGGUUAGUUUAGUUGAGGGUCUUAUGAGGUUUGGGAGAUGGUUGAAUAGAUUGAUAGAUAGAUAGAUAGAUAGAUAGAUAGAUAGAGAAAAAAGAGAGGGAGAGAGAACAAAAGUGAGUGAGUGAGUUAGGUUGUAUGUAAGGAAGAGAGAAAGAUAGAUAGAUAGAGAGAGAGAGAGAGAGAGAGAGAGAGAGAGAGAGAGAGAGAGAGAGAGAGAGAGAGAGAGAGAGAGAGAGAGAGAGAGAGAGAGAGAGAGUAGAGUUGAUUAAAAGAGAAAAAGAGUGUUGUUAGGGUUUUAUAAUGGCUGGAAAAUAGACAGACAGACAGACGUAAUUAAAAUGAAAGGAAGACAGAGAAAAAAGGGAGAUCAUUAAAUAGAAAAAGAAAGAAAGAAAUAAGAAUGUAAAAGACCUAGCUCUCUUUAUUAACCCAUUCCAGCUUAACUAACCCGCUUAAACUAACCGCUUAACAACUAACCUAACCUAACCUAACCUAACCUAACUCACCUGAGACUUAAUGAACUUCAACUCACCUGUCCUCCCUCUCCCCCCUCACCUGAGCCCCCCAAUAGGCCGGCCGCAACACUUGACUGACCCAACACAAGGCGACAAUAUGGAACACUUCUAAAACACGUCUGGAGCCUCCUUUUGGAACACUGCAAUACUUUGGAAAACUACCAGAAACACAUAAAAGAUAAUUAUAUCCAUCAAAGACCCAUUAUAAAACAUGACCCAACACAAGGGGACACACUGUGAAACACUUCUAGUACACGUCUGGAGCCUCCUUUUAGAACACUGCAACACUAUGGAGAACUACAGAAACACAUAGAACAAAAUUAUAUCCAUCAAAGACCCAUUAUAAAACAUGACCCAACACAAGGGGACAACACUAUGGAACACUUCUUGAACACAUCUGGAACCUCCUUUUAGAACACUGCAACAUCACGAUGAACGAUUACAGGAACAUAUAACAGAGCGCAACACCCAUCAUAUACAGAACCUCCUCUCCAUUAUACAUCAUGAAACACUAAUGCAACACUUUGAAACAUUCCUCGAAUACACGUCUUUUGAUUUUUUUAUAGAAGUAGCGAGUAGCGGGCUUUUUUUUUAUUGUUUCCUUUUUUUGUGCCCUUGAGCUGUCUCCUUUGUUGUAAAAAAAAAAAAAAACAUCUGGGGCUUAUUUUUUUAACAUUGCAACACAUGGAACACAAACUUGUCUCUCUAAUACAGGAAUUCUUGAAGUACAUAUUAUGAAACACUAAUCAAUAAAACGAAACACAUAUAUAACCCUUUUUAAAACACUGCAACACCUCAAAAUAUUAUAGAAACACAUAUCAAACACAAGAACACCUAUACUAGACACAACUUAAAGCUCAGAUUAUGAAACACUGCACCUAUGCCACGAAACACUUCUGAAACACAAAUGGGACCUCUAAGAACACCGCAACACUACGUAAUAUUAUAGAGAAACACAUUAUGGAACACAACAACACAGUAACUUAGAGAGCACAUUAUGAAACGCUAACCAACACCACUUAGCACUCUUAGAACUCAUUUGGAACACUGCAACACUAAGCAAACAGAAAAUAAUCAUUACAAUACCCAUCCUCCUCCUCCUCCUCCUCCUACUACUACUACUACUACUACUUGAAACACAAAUCAUGGGAAACAGCAUCUUAUCAAACACUAGAAAACAAACAAACAAACGCUAUGGAACACUCAAAAAGAAACACAGAUAUUGAUAUACAGCAAUAAGAGUAAACACACACACACACACACACACACACACACACACACACACACACACACACACACACACACACACACACACACAAAAAAAAAAAACACAUUAGAAAACUAUUUUAUUGAAGUUAUAUUAUAAAAAAAAACUUAUGCUUCAAAUUUUAACUAGAGAUAAUAGAGAAAAAAAUAGUAGAAAAAAAGACGAUAGACAAUUUUUAGAACGCUCUUUUGUAGCUUAGGAAAAAAAAAGAUUGUAAGGAAAAAUAAGAAUGUAUAAUGUAAAAAAAAAAGAUAACAAAAGCACCGGGUUGUACUUUUCUUUCUUUUCAUGACACAAGGGUGGAAAAAGAGGCGAAGGAGAAUGAAGCAAAAGAAGAGUCAGUAAAGGAACGUGAGUGAGGCAAAGGAACGGAUAACAAAGGCAAGCGAUUAUGUAAAGAAAAUGAGUCAGUGUAAGUAAACGAAGAAGGUAAAUGAGUAAAUGAAGAAAACGGAAAGGAAGGGAAAACUGGAACAAGAGCAAGAAAAUGAGUCCGAAUGUAAGAAAACGAACACAAAGGAAAAUAAGUAAAAGAAGAAAACGGAAAGGAAGGAAAAAAAGAAAAGAGAAAAUGUCGGUAAAUGAACAAGAUCAGGAAAUGUAUGAGAAAGAAAGAGAAUGUGAAGAAAAAGAUAAACAGCGAAAAUGUAAGUAAAUGAAUAAAAUGAAAAAAAAUAAUAAGGAAGAAAAGGAAGAAUUACGAAGAUGCAAGUAAAUGAAUAAAAUGAAAGAAAAAUAGGGAAGGAAAGAAAGGAAUGAGGAAAAGAAUGAAUCAAAGGAAAAUGAAAAAAAGGAAUAAGAAGGAAAACAAUGGAAUAAAGAGGGAAAAAUAAGGAAAAUAAAGGAAAGACUGAGAAGGAAACAAAUAUGAAAGAAAAUGGGAGGAAGAAAAGAGAAAGAAAAGAAAGAAAAGAAAGAACC